Messenger RNA from Aedes albopictus (Asian tiger mosquito), 1654 nucleotides. RefSeq names its product GATOR complex protein NPRL3 (gene Nprl3). The record is from RefSeq and is a predicted model, not a curated record. Gene Ontology annotation, biological process: TORC1 signaling; positive regulation of autophagy; cellular response to amino acid starvation. Gene Ontology annotation, cellular component: GATOR1 complex. Lineage: Eukaryota; Metazoa; Arthropoda; Insecta; Diptera; Culicidae.
GAUAAGAGUUUCGGUUCGCAUCGCAGUCUCGAAGAAACCACAGUCGCAAUUGAUAACAGGUGCUUAUAAAUGCGCAUCCUUUCGUCAUAAUCCAAAUCUCCAAAUGUAACAUUCCCACCCAACAUCGAUGGAAGUCAACCCACUCAGCAUCAUCCUGGUGAAAUCGGACAGCAAAGGAGACCGGCUGUUGUUUCGCUAUCCGUACAAUGUUCCGCAGCAGUUUCAGGCCAGUGUGAUUCUGGCCCGGAAAACACCCUACUCGAUAGUGAACAGCGCCGAUGAUAUCCUGCAGAAUGCACCGCCUACUGUUUCGAACAUCUGCUUCGAUCAGCUGUAUGGGAUUUCGGAUGACGUUCUUGCCACCCUGUUUGCCGUCAAAUCCGAACUGUGUAAUCAGAAGUUUGAACUCAAGGUCAAUGACGUGCGGUUCGUUUCGCACCCGACACUGGUCAAGCUGGACGGGGACGAUCAGAAAAGCUCGGCCUACUUUCGUAUCAAUGUGGUUUUCGCGCUGCAUGCUCAGGCUAGUUAUUCGAUCGUCAAGUGCUACUACGAGCUGAGUAAGCGGAUUGGGGUUGCUUUGUUGUAUGAGGAGAAGCGCGCGGGAUAUCUCUCGAACGAGAUGAAAAUGAUGGUGGCGAGCAUGGAUGAGGUGGCUGCGGCAGCACAAGAACACGAUCAUGCAUCUAGUGCUCCGUGCGGAAAUGUGUUCGAUACCAUUCUGCGGGAUUGUACUUUGGCACAGUUUAUCAAAACCAUCUAUCAGGAUCUGAGCACAACGGGGCUGUUGAAUGUCACGCUGAAUCAAUCGGUUACGUUGAGUUUCUGUCUACCGCAGAAAGCGCAUCAGUUUCACAAGAAAGGAGUGGUGAUCGAGCCUGAAACUAUCGAUCGGUGUUUGCAUGCUCUGAAACCGUAUCAUGGCAUGCUGCUGUUAGUCGAUCCGUCUGAACUGUUGGACUGUGUGCCACCUUCUGGUGCUCGCAUGCUUCUGCAAUUGAUCGAAGCUUACAAUCCGUUGAAAAGUUUACAGAACAUGGCUUCCGACGCAGAUCUGAUGAUUGAUCACGUGUACCAGUUGGUUGGUCACUUAGUUUACUGGGCCAAAGCUACCAUAAUCUAUCCUCUAUGUGAAACCAACGUAUAUGUAAUAGCUCCGGAUGCCCAGUUGAACAUUCACUCGAACCUGUCGGAGAAGUUCUCAACCAAAUUCCCCGGCAUGUCUCUUUUCGAAGUGAUCAGCGACUUUUCGCUGCCUACUUCGAUCGGCCACCUUACGACGCCACUGCAGCAUCCAGCUCGUCAGGGUAGGCUGGCGCAAAUGGUACUGUGGAUGCUGCAACAUCACUUGCUAAUGCAGCUACAUACGUACGUUCAAUUCAUCGCUUCCUACGACGAAGAAGAUAGCGUGCCGCUUGAAAAUGGACACCAUGACGCUUUGAUGGGCGUUAUUGACGAAAAGCGGGCGAUCAACAAUAAUGGUAGUUGCUGUUCGCUUCCGGCCACCUCUAGUCAACCGCUGGCCGUGCCAGCCAAUCGCAAACAUUCCCUCUCGGAAGACCUAUUUCCGGACAGUUUAACCCUGGCGACGUCGCACACGCGACCGUCCUCCGCUAGUCACCGUUCGAACAUCAGUCACUCGAGCGUCGGCCAG